Astrephomene gubernaculifera is the source of this 1366-nucleotide messenger RNA. Lineage: Eukaryota; Viridiplantae; Chlorophyta; Chlorophyceae; Chlamydomonadales; Astrephomenaceae. The record is from the annotation of a GenBank genome assembly.
GUUGUACAUUAUAAUUCGUGACGCCAGAACCACCAGCCUUUGGAAGAGUGCUGAACUUGUUUCCAAGCUUUCCCCUAAACUUCCAUGUGGACAGCUUCCCCGUUUAGCUGUAUUCGUUAAAAGCAAUGUUGUCUUCAGGAUGGCUAAACGAUCAGCGCAAGAUCGGGCUUGGCCUGACUGCGUUUGGCAUCCUAUUCACUGUCCUGGGAAUGCUGCUGUUCUUCGAUCGAGGACUCAUUGCCAUGGGAAAUCUGCUAUUCCUGGCGGGUCUGGCCACCACCAUCGGGUUCAACUCCACGGUCAGCUUCUUCAUGAAAAAGAAGAACCGUAAGGGUUCAGCCUUCUACCUUGGAGGCUGUGCAGUAGUCGUGUACGGCUGGACCGUAAUAGGGCUGGUGCUAGAGGCUUACGGCUUCUGGUGCCUCUUUUGCGAGUUUUUCCCGACGGUGUUGCAGUUCUUGCGGAGAGUACCCGUCCUAAGUAAAGUACUUGACCUGCCCAUCCUCAAGCUGGUCUUUAACCGGUUACAACAACUCGGGGGCCUUCCGACCACGCAAUACCAGGCGGGCGUAGCAGCGUACAGGAAAUAGCGAUCAUGCACGGCAGGAGUCGCCCAGGGGCAGUCAAAGUAAACCAGGGUAAGAUGCCCCGGCGCCGCUGCAGGAGUUGGUUGCACGGUAUGUUUGCUUGGGUGUAUCGCCCGGAUAGAGCUCGAAGUAACUUAGGGGACGGUGUGCCCGCGGCGCCGGGCAUGUAUCUGGCCCAUAGUGUUAGUUGCAACUAAAAGUUGCCUUAGCUGGGACCUUAGGAUUUAGGAAUUAGUAGGUAGAGCACGGCGGCUGGAGGAGUCUGGCGGUUGCGCCUGUGCGAGUGGCACGGGGCUGGAUGCGCUCGGCUGGGUUCCUUUCAAUUUGAACUUCGGCAGUUGACUUGACAGCUUGGACUGGACUUGGCUGGGGUCACUUCGAUCGCUGCAGGCAUGGCUGAGGGUUGUGUCGGGGUUCAUAGCUGAAGGGUCUGAGCGAUGACUGCUGACUGCUUUAAUGCAAGUAAUUUGGGGUGGACAACUGUUGACUAUAGGCCCCGUCUUCGAGAGGCUUUGAAGCCCCAGUCGUUGUGGAGGCAAAUGGGAUGGGAAACGCCUGCGGAGCAUGCGUGGUAGAACCCGCCUGAUAUGGGCCGGAACUGUUGGAGCAAAGUUCCUUUAGCGUUGACAACAUUGCCGACUUAGGCAAGCCGAGCACUUGGUUGCAAGGCGUAGGAGGGCGCCAUAACUCGCACGGCCCUUGCCAGUAAUUUUUCCAUUAUUACAUAAAUGACAAAAGCGGAACAAGUGUCCUACAUACUUCUAGCCGCCGAUGACGGC